CCUCUCUUUGGUGUUUCUUUUCAAGUUGUGGAUGGAUUUUUUCUUCGCCUCUUUAACUUCUACAAAGGUUAUGGAUAAUAAGCGCGAGGGGGAGCAAAGGACACGAGAGCUGGGGGAACCUUGACUGUUUCUGCGUACCGGUGCGUGACGAAACAAAAGAGACGCGUUACUGUUGGCUGAUAAAGUAAUCUAGUCUCUUAACAUUGGUUCUUGAAGUACUCUGGACCUCUGGAACCUAACUUUACACGCCUCCAAAUUAAAACUAGUAAGAUAAUUGUCAGUUUAGAGGCAAUUGAUAUCAGUGAAGGAGGCGAACUCUCAUUGGCUGUUGAAGUAAUCUGGACCUACGGAACCUAACUUUAGAGAGGCGUCAGUUUAGCGUAGCGUGAGGUAAUGGAAAAAAACGAACUCUCAUUGGCUGUUGAAGUAAUCUAGUCUUCCACCAUUGCCUGUUGAAUAUACCCUGACACAAAUGACUCUGAAGAACCCACGGAACCUAACUCUUUACCUGCCCAAAAUUUAAAACAUUUCCGAGAGGCGUCACUUUAGCGUAGCGUGAGGUAAUGGAAAGAACUCUCAUUGGCUGUCGAAGCAACCUAGCCCGUGACCAUUGGCUGCACUGGACAAUCGAGAGCCUUAGAACCUCAGAUACCUUCACUUAAAGACCUCUGGCAGUGCACGAGACGCCAGUUCAGCGGAGCGAGGCAGAGGAGAUGGACGUGGAACUCAGACACUCCAAUGCCUCCUGUUUGCGGGUAUCGGUGAUCAGCGUGAGUCUUGUGGCAUCAUAUUCUCAAACACUGCAGGUCUUACACACACACACACACACACACACACACACACACACACACACACAUUUGACAAAGUUUACGUAGUGGUUGUGGUGUUAGUAUUUCCAUGAGUAGUUUUAUGAGGCUGCUGAUAGUUCGACAAGGCUUCUUCUGCGCCGCGAAUGUGAAAAAACCACUCAUAAGACCCUGACUAAUUUUCUUUCUUGUGGCUUUUGGAAACUGUUCUUGUGAGCUCCGAAAGGGUCUGAGAAUAUGGAGUUUCCUUUUGAUAAUAGUAAUAAUGAUAAUGCUAAUAAUUAUUCAACCUCCACCACCACCAUCACCACUACCACCACCACCACCACCAUCAGUACCUCCCGCAUACAGCUGUAAUCGGCCAAGGAGCGAAUCGCAAGGUGGGAGGAUCUCUAAUAUCGGUCCUGGACAUCAUCGCUCGUCACAUCGGCUUCUGUUACGAAUUCGUGUUCCCUCCUGAUGAUGUUUAUGGGAAAGUGUUCGCAAACGGAUCACUGACUGGCACUCUGGGAGACGUGGUUAAUGGGCAAGCAGACAUGACCGGGCUGCUGACGGUGAGAGAAGACCGCGCGAAUUACCUGGAUUUCACUCGCCCUCUCUACCGGGAAUUUGUUCAGGUGGUGGUUCAGCGGCCCGUCCUGGAGCCUGACGUGGCGGGCUUCGUCAAACCGUUUACGAGCUGGGUCUGGCUGUUGAUGGGGGCCUUCACGCUCCUCACGGCCAUGGCCUUCACGCUCCUGCUGACCGUGCGGCGCCCCACGACCCCCCGAAGAGUGCGUCCCUGUGGCUGCGGCGGUGAGGCCCCUCUCGUGGGUAACCAGCCGCCUCUGCUGUGGUGUCUGGGUGUGCUGCUGUGCCAGUGUCCAACGUGGGUGCACAACGCGGCGUCCCUACGAGUGAUGGCCGCAGUUUGGUUCCUCGCGACCCUCAUCCUCUCUACCGUGUACCGCUCCAACCUUAAGGCCAUGCUGAUCACCCCGAGAGUCCAGCUGCCCUUCGAUAACCUGGAGCAGCUGGACAAGUCUCAGUAUCCUUUGUACACGACGGAAACCUCGGCCACGCAUACAGCCAUCAGCGAGGCCGCGAAAGACUCACCGCUUGGACGCCUCAAGGACCAGCUGGUGACGCCGAAGAGCGAUACAGUAGUGGCUCGCCUCUUCUACGGCGGCCACCGCAUCGCCAUCGCGGGCAUGAGCUUAUCCUUCAGGCACUUCUUCAACCACGCCUUCUCGAGGAACGGCUUUUGCACUGAGUACAUAAUGCAGGGCGGCCAUCUCCUGGAGGGACUGAGCCAGGCGCUGGGCUUCCCGAAAGGCUCGCGUCUCAGGCCCAGGGUGGACGACGUGAUCCUGAGGCUGCGCGAGGCCGGGCUCCUCAACUACCUGGUGUACCGCACGCUGCCCAACGGCUCCCACUGCAUCGGCCCGAUAGACCAGGCCCCCUCCUCCACCAAGCUGCGCGCACAGACACUCGAGGAUUUCUACGGCGUGUUCUCCAUCUUCCUCGGAGGGAACUUCCUCGCCCUCGUGUCCUUCGCUGCCGAGAUGAUGACGCGACGCAGGAGCAACACGACGAGCGACCAGUGACGUGUGGGAAGAGGGAAUCUGUCGGUGCUUUCAAGUCCGCAGUUUUAUGUGUUAUGUAU
Messenger RNA from Eriocheir sinensis (Chinese mitten crab), 2451 nucleotides. RefSeq names its product glutamate receptor 4-like. NCBI's taxonomy places the organism in Eukaryota, Metazoa, Arthropoda, Malacostraca, Decapoda, Varunidae. Gene Ontology annotation, molecular function: ligand-gated monoatomic ion channel activity. The transcript is spliced from 9 exons. The record is from RefSeq and is a predicted model, not a curated record. Gene Ontology annotation, cellular component: membrane. Bases 1343 to 2392 code for a protein of 349 amino acids.